Molecule: messenger RNA, 3541 nt
Organism: Ostrea edulis (European flat oyster)
Lineage: Eukaryota; Metazoa; Mollusca; Bivalvia; Ostreida; Ostreidae
Product: tyrosine-protein kinase receptor torso-like
Exons: 23
Coding region: 122-3139 (1005 amino acids)
Biological process (GO): cell surface receptor protein tyrosine kinase signaling pathway; positive regulation of kinase activity; protein phosphorylation
Cellular component (GO): signaling receptor complex
Molecular function (GO): protein binding; transmembrane receptor protein tyrosine kinase activity; ATP binding
Source: RefSeq, a predicted model, not a curated record
AAGGACUCGGGUUCUUAGUGAGAAUGUGAACAGAUUCUAACAGGACAUAUCGUAAAAAUUUGGAUUUAUUCAGUUCAUUUUAUUCAUUUCAUCAAAGAUUUGGACAGAUCUGACAACUUCCAUGAUGUCACUUCCGGUAUUCUCAGUGUUAAUAUUGAUGUGGUGUGUUGAAGCGUUUUCCAUUACAUUUAACUACACGGAAUUGAGCAAUGUCGUCGACCAGUGCCGAACCAGGUGUUAUCUCCAGAAUUUCAAAGACAAUGGUCAAUUUUCAUGCAGGACUCCAGCUUGUAAACAGUGCCUGAUUCCCUGUUCCACCAACCUGAUUCAGAGUAGAACGAACUGUCAAAAAGAGUGUGGUCUUGAUCAACAUGACUGUAUAUCAAGCUGCUCUUUUGUACAGUCUACUUCUUUCAAUCAAAGUUUCGUGGAACCAGGUAUAAUGAUGCAUUUGGCCCUACAGACGUGUAGAUUCAAUGAACCAGCAAUGGGAAACAUUUCGCAGACCUUCAAUGUUGUUUUGAAGUGGAAUCCCGAAAGCAGUGACAUAAAUGUGACAGAGUAUACCAUUUGGAGAAAAAUUAAGCUAGAUUCGUUUCAGGAAAGAGAAUGGCAGUUGAUCAACAUAACAAAUGCGUCGAGAUUGAAACUAGACGAUUUAACCCCAGAAGUGGAUUAUAAAUUUAAAGUUGUUCCAGUAUCACUUGAGGAUGGUCGUCUGAUGCAGUCUUCAGAAACGGAGUGGAUUAAGACGUUCGGAGGAGACUCUGCAGUUCAAAAGCCAGCCAAGGUUACCGUCUCUAACGAAACAAUUAAAGAGCGGUCUGUGAAGGUUCUGUUAUCCUGGGAUCUGCCACCUGAUAAGCCUUGUUAUUACAAACUAUUCUGGAUGUCUGCAAACUGUGGAUCUCAUAAAAGUCGUGUGGUUGACUUAUCGACACUACCAGGGCCAUCACUAUGGAUAUCAAAGCUUGGUUUUGGCUGUGACUAUAAAUUUGACAUUCAGAGCUCUGUUGACUCAAUUUUCAACAAAGUUAGCGACUUCAGAGUGACGUCAUAUCGCACCAUUGACUGUCUUCCCGCCACUUCGUUUAAUUAUUCCAUUUGUGCCCCUGAAUCGCCAUCAGAAAUCGGAAUAAAAACUGUAGAAACUUAUAUUGACAUGGUGCACAACAUGACAGCGGGAGACAUAUUGCUGUCCUGGAAACCGCCACCAAACAUAAGCCUUAACAACAGAAUCAAUGUGUACCGUGUAAACUUCCGGAAGGUGGCGCCACUACAUUACCUGAAGUAUCUCACCCCCCAUGUGAACAUUACUGAUGUCCCAGGGAAUCAGACAUCGGUGAUCAUAAGGAAACUUCACUGGUAUAAUAGCUAUCGUUUCUCUGUCUCCGCAAUUUCCGGUGGUGGAGAGAGCAAGGGCUGCACGGAAACGUUUAAACUAGGUAGAUCCUAUGAAUCUCUGAAUAAAGAAGAAACUGUCAAAGUAGAGCACCCCAGCGAGGCAGUGAUUGCUGUUGUAAUAGUGGUGAUAGGGAUCCUGGUCGCUUUCUUGAUGAUCUGUAUCAUCAAACGACGGAAAGCCAAACAGGAAGAGGAUGAGGUGGAAGCAGAGAGAAAGAAUAGUGAAGAGGCUUAUAACCCCCUGUACCUGGCUUCUCCACAGUCCUCCUGUAUGGACCCACUCCUGAUAGAUGACAUGGAGAUCUGCUUUGAAAAUUUGCGAUUGAUGGAGGUGAUCGGAGAGGGGGCUUUUGGUAAGGUGCACAGGGGAGAAUAUCAACAGGAAGACGGGAAAAUGUGCACUGUUGCUGUCAAAAUGCUCAAAGAAUUUGCAGAUAAACCGGAAGAAAAAAGUCUUUUAACGGAGAUUGAUGCCAUGAAGCAGCUGGGAUCUCAUCCUAAUAUCGUGGGCAUGCUAGGUUACUGUACCAAACUGUCCUCCCUCUGUCUUCUCAUGGACUAUUGUCCUCUGGGUGAUCUCCGGAAGUAUUUGCUUAACUGCAGACACCAGAUGAUGAAAGCGAGUGAUAGGAUGAAGUUAGGAUCAGAUAGCGGUAUCAGUCCAGGGUGUGACAGAGGACAGGCCGCCGCAUUCUUCCCUCCUGAAUCUGACAUACUGGAGGUGGAUUCUACACAUUCCGAGAGUGAUGAGUCGGAAUCUUGUAUUCAAGAGGCGACAUUGUUGUCGUAUGCCCGCCAGAUAGCCAUUGGAAUGGAAUUUCUGUCUCAGAGGAAGUUUAUCCAUAGGGAUCUGGCAGCCAGAAAUAUUUUAAUGGUGGAUAGUCGCAGACUGAAAAUCUCGGAUUUUGGUCUGACACGUGACAUUUAUGAAACUAACAUGUAUCAGCCGACAUCAUCACGUAAACUGCCCUAUAAGUGGAUGGCCAUUGAGUCCAUAUUCGAUCAAAUUUUUACAAUAAAAUCAGACAUUUGGUCAUUUGGAAUAGUUCUGUGGGAAAUCGUAACACUGGGUGGAAGUCCUUACCCGGGUAUUCCUAAUGAAGAUUUGUUCCGUCUCCUGAAAGAUGGCUACCGCAUGGAUAAACCUGAGAACUGCUCCGCAGAUAUAUACCAAAUGAUGCUCUCUGCGUGGCAUCCAAAUGCACAAUGUAGGCCGAGUUUCAGCGACCUCCGACAAAAACUGGAAUCCAUGUUGGAGGCAACCGAAUCAUAUAUCAACUUGUCUGUCAGCGUAUCACAAGACUAUUAUACGAACGACAACUCAUCGAGGGGCACAACUCCCUGUUCCAUGCCUGAUAGUGUAACGGACAGCACAGGAAGCAGAAUUUCAUCAUACUUCGUCAUGAAUGCUCAAGGGGAGACAAAUCCAUCCCCAGUAGUUCCUAACACUUACUUGGCCUUACCACAGAACAUGUCAACCCAUCCAAACGAGUGUCAACAUGGACUGAAGUCAGUCAGUGGUUAUAACACUGAACAAUGUGACAUGUGUAGAAGUAUACCAUGUGCCUUGUGUAAAAGUGACUCUAUAAACACACAGGAUGACCUUCCCGCUGUGUAUCAUCUAAAGGACCUAUCUACGUCGAGGAAUUGUCAACAAGGAAGUAAAGCUGUAUAUACUGAAACGGAUGGGAAAGUCGAUUCUGAGGUUCAUCCCAGUGUUAUGAUUAUUACGUAGAAUAUAUAAAUCCUGCCUUCAUCCUUAGAAAUCAUCAGCUCCCAUUGACGUACAUGUACUGGUAUUUCUUUCCGUUCUUAAUAUAACGUGCCUGACUGAGAGACGAAAAACCCGGAGUCAGUGACAUUCCUUAGCAUUUGCGUUAAGAUUAAUAUUCAAUGGAUAUAAAUCACACCACCUGAAAUGUGAAGUGCCAGAAACCUUGAUCUAAUAAUUGAUAUCCAAAUAUAUAUGCCUUUGAACUUGUAUGUUGUUUUGCACCCCUUUGGAGACUAUUUUACUCAGAUAUAUACGUCACCAGGUGUGAAUGAAAUGCCACAUAUUUUCACCCAUGCGUGGCGCGCAGGCAGUUUAUGAUUCUGCAGAUGCAUAUCGUGAUAAAGGACCUCCUUUUUACAGUAA